AUGGAACCGCAAAAUUCUUCUGAAGUUCAUUGUAUCCUUGCAAAACUAACAGAUUACGAUAAUCUUCUUAAUGUACAUUUACUUGAAAGUGUAAUAGAUACACACAAAAGAAAUGUAAAAGACAAUUCUAAGGUGUUACAAGACAUUGCUAACAAUACAGAAAUUUUAGAGAAGAAGAUUUUAAAUGUGGAGAAUGAAGUUAGUAAAAUUAAAUUGUCACAUAACAAAAAUAAUGAGAAAUACAAGAUUGUCAACGGUGAACGGUUAAAAUUAGCAAAGAGGUUCGUAGAUUUAGAAAAUGAAUUUAGUAAAAUGAAAAGUGAAUUUGACGAUCUGGAUGUACUAAUAAAAAAAUAUACAGAUGAAAUACGUUCAAUAAGUAAACCUUCCUUUAAUCAAUUAUAUCUUGAACUUAUUAAAGGAUUUGGUUUGGAGUUUAUAAACGAUGGGAAACAUAUCUGUAGAGUUAGAAAUACAAGAAAGAAAUGUUAUAUAGAUACAGAAUUGGAUGGGAAUGUACCACUUUAUAAAAUUUGUAAUGAAAUAUGGGAUAGUAUGCAAUAA
Messenger RNA from Vairimorpha ceranae, 564 nucleotides. RefSeq lists its product as hypothetical. The coding region runs from base 1 to 564 and encodes 187 amino acids. The transcript has a single exon. The record is from RefSeq and is a predicted model, not a curated record. Lineage: Eukaryota; Fungi; Microsporidia; Nosematidae.